This is a messenger RNA of Gopherus evgoodei (Goodes thornscrub tortoise), 2474 nucleotides long. It is a transcript of the gene CTNNAL1, whose product is annotated as catenin alpha like 1. Gene Ontology annotation, molecular function: actin filament binding; cadherin binding. NCBI's taxonomy places the organism in Eukaryota, Metazoa, Chordata, Testudines, Testudinidae. Bases 36 to 2351 code for a protein of 771 amino acids. The transcript has 19 exons. Gene Ontology annotation, biological process: cell adhesion; Rho protein signal transduction. The record is from RefSeq and is a predicted model, not a curated record.
GGCGCCGCGGGGCCGGUCCGGCUGCGGCUCCCGCCAUGGCCACAUCGCCGUGCAGCAGCAGCGGCGUCUCCUCAGCGUGGCCGGCGGGGCUGGGCGCGGAGGCGGCGCUGGAGAUCCGCACGCGCUCGGUGGAGCAGACCCUGGUCCCGCUGGUGUCGCAGAUAACUACUCUUAUUAACCAUAAGGAUAAACCGAAGCGGUCAGACAAGACGCUGCAAGCAAUACAGCGGGUGGGCCAAGCAGUUAACCUAGCAGUUGGAAGAUUUGUUACCGUAGGAGAAGCCAUAGCCAAUGAAAACAGAGAAUUGAAAGAGGAAAUGAGUAUUGCUUGCUUUGAGGCAAAGCGAGCAGGUGAAACAAUUGCACAGCUUACAGAUGUUGCUAACUUGGAUCAUCCAGAAUCUGAUGGCCGGAUAACAAUUUUUACAGACAAAACAGGAGUAGUAAAAGCUGCAAGAUUGCUGCUUUCUUCAGUGACAAAGGUGCUGGUACUGGCAGACAGAAUAGUUAUUAAACAAAUUUUAGCUUCCAGAAACAAGGUUCUUGCAACAAUGGAACAGCUAGAGAAAGUGAGUAGUUUUCAAGAGUUUGUGCAAAUAUUCAGUCAGUUUGGAAAUGAAAUGGUGGAGUUCGCCCAUUUAACUGGAGACCGACAAAAUGAUUUAAAAGAUGAAAAGAAAAAAGCUAGAAUGGCAGCAGCUAGGGCUGUUCUUGAGAAAUGCACCAUGAUGCUUCUCACUGCUUCAAAGACAUGUCUGAGGCAUCCUGACUGUGAAUCUGCUCGUUUAAACAAAGAAGGAGUGUUUCACCGAAUGAGAUUAGCUUUGGAGCAGGUAAUAGAGAUCGUAACUGAGUCUAGACCCAGUGGAGAGAAUGAAAUGGCCGCCAUAAGUAUAUAUACGAGCAUCAAAGAAUUCAAGAAUAAGGUGGAAGGUCUACGGGAGAAUCUUUAUUUUUUCUCUAAGGAGAAUCUUUCAGCAAUGCUGGAACUCAUUCUGGAACACACAGAAGAUUUUACUGAUUCUGCCUACACCAGCCAUGAGCACAGAGAACGCAUCUUGGAGCAGUCCAAGCAGGCUAAAAUGGAACUAGAGCAGCUGGUUUCAGUAUGGAUGCAAGCUCAAAGCCAGAAAACAAAGGAUAUCGCCGAAGACUUGGAAGUAGCCAUACUAAAAACAUGCCAGUGUAUGAAUGAACUCAGAAGAGAACUUCACCAUGCAGCCACAUCACUGGCAGCAGACCUGCUAAGAUACCAUGCAGAUCACAUGGUUUUGAAGGCAUUAAAAAUCACAGGAGUAGAAGGAAAUCUAGAAGCUGUAGCAGAAUGUACUUGUAAGCUAUCUGAGCAGAAAGAGCAGCUUGUUGAGACAUGUCGCUUGUUGAGGCAUGUUUCUGGAACAGAGCCACUUGAAAUUACUUGCAUACAUGCAGAAGACACCUUUCAGGUCAUUGGCCCACAGAUAAUUUCUGCUGCAGAAACACUGACAUUACAUCCAUCUAGUAAGAUAGCAAAAGAAAAUCUUGAUGUGUUCUGUGAGGCUUGGGAGUCCCAGCUGAGUGACAUGUCCAUGUUGUUAAGAGAAAUUAGUGAUGUGUUCGAGGGAAGACGAGGAGAGAAGCGUGCCUACCUAUCACUUCCCAGGCCAGGGAAGCAUAAUGCAAAUCUGAAAGCAUUAAAGCCAGUCAAACUCGAUACUGAGGAACAAGCAAAACUUGGAAAACUUGGAUUAGAACUGCAUUUGCUCACGUCUGAUGUAGACUCUGAGACUGAGAAAUGGGAGGACCAGGAGAAUGAGAUUGUGCGCCAUGGACAAAGUAUUUCCAGCAUGGCCCACUCCAUGUACUUAUUUACCAGAGGAGAAGGGCUGCUGAAGACUACCCAGGAUUUAUUUCACCAAGCAGAGGUUUUUGCUACAGAGGGCAUAAAGCUUGCUUCAGUUCUCACUGCCUUUUCUAAUCAGCUAGAAGAAGAUGACAAACCUUUGCUUUUGUUGGAGAUUGACAAACUGAUCCCUGUGUGCCAGCAGCUUCAGAUAACAGCUAAAACCACUGUUCAGGGGAAGAAUGCUACUUUUACAAAGGUUGACACAUGCAUUCGGAAAACAAAAGGUGUGAUGACCAUAUUAUCCCAAGUUCUCCCACUCAGCUGCAAGCUACUGAAAAAGCUUUUUUGUUGUUUGUUUUUAAAGUGUGGAACUGGAAAUGGCUGGCUGAGAUCAUCUCAUCCAUGGAGAGAGAAUAGAUUACAAAGAAAUAAAAAUGAAGACGGCAUGGAAGGGAAAACUGAUGCCUUUGGAAUAAAAUUCUUGGAACAUCAUGUAGCAAAUCUGACAUUUUUAGAGAGCAAAUAAUUGUAGUAUUUAGGAAUGGAAGAAUUUCAUGUGGAAAUUACAAACUGGCUAAAGUUUCAAAGCUGCUUUCUUUUGUGAAAGAUACAGCAGGUUAUUUGAAUUAAAGCUGUUGUGACCUUCUCA